UAAUUAAAUAUAACCUUAAUUAUUUUUAAGUUGAUUUUAGGUUAUGUUAAAAGAAACUUACUGAAGAAAUAAAAAUACUUAAAAAUAGAGGCAUAAGCCAAAGAAAAUUAGUUUUCGGUGGUUGAUAAUUUCAUGAUAAAUUACUGUACAAUUGCAAAAUAAGAAAUUUAUUUUUGAUAAUUGUUAAGUAUAGUAAUAUAAAUUCUACUGUAUUUCCUAAAAACUUGCAAGAUAGAACUUGAUAAUCAUGAAUAGUUACGCUUUAUUUUCACUCUCCAAGUGCAUUACUCAGAAUCCUUCUGUGUUUUUGAGGUGGUCUGUUGGACUACAAAAGUGUAACUAUUCCAGACCCACAAGUUUUCCAGACUAUUUUCAAAACCCAAUAUUUAGAAAGGAAGAUCAAGCUAGCUUAAUUGAAAGUUCAGAACUAUCUAAAUAUGCCUCUGUGCCAGUUAAACCUCCCGCAUCAUAUGAAACUUCUUCAGUAUACCACGAUCCAUUGGUGAAUAAAGUCAUUAAUCAUGUCAUGGAAAUGGGUAAAAAGAAACUGGCUCGAAGCCUAGUUGAAAAAGCCUUUGAAAACAUAAAAAGAAGACAGAUUGAAAGAUACCACCUUGCAUCAACACCUGAAGAGAAAGCGAAAAUAAUACUGGAUCCAAAAGAAAUAUUGCAUUUGGCUGUUGCCAACUGUAAGCCUCUUUUGCAACUCUCCCCAAUAAAGAGGGGUGGCAUUACAUAUCAGGUGCCUGGUCCUAUAACAGAAAAGAGAUCUUUAUUCUUAGCAAUUAAAUGGCUUUUGGAGGCCACCAACGACAAAGAUAGGACAAUUCAUUUCCCAGAACAAUUUGCAAGGGAGCUCUUGGACGCUGCUAACAACACUGGAAAAGUUGUGAAAAGGAAACAAGAUUUGCACCGGCAGUGUGAAGCUAAUCGGGCAUACGCACAUUACAGAUGGCAGUAGAUUUUAAUGAAUGAGAAUUAUUCACAAUGUACACAUUUAUGAGUUAGUAUUAAAAUGUUUCAGUUAA
Molecule: messenger RNA, 1028 nt
Organism: Amyelois transitella
Lineage: Eukaryota; Metazoa; Arthropoda; Insecta; Lepidoptera; Pyralidae
Gene: mRpS7
Product: small ribosomal subunit protein uS7m
Exons: 4
Coding region: 248-961 (237 amino acids)
Biological process (GO): translation; ribosomal small subunit assembly
Cellular component (GO): ribosome
Molecular function (GO): mRNA binding; structural constituent of ribosome; rRNA binding
Source: RefSeq, a predicted model, not a curated record